AUGUUGGAGAAGCCGAAACUCUACACCAAGAUUGUGGGCUACGCCCUCUUCUUCCUCUGGACAGAGCUACGACUCGCUCUCCGAGCCGCCAUCGUACGACAACAGGCCCUCUGGUUUGGAUCUUCCACAGCCGAAGAGAGGACUCGCAACAUUGUCAUUGUCGGUGCCUCUUUCGCAGGCUUCCGAGCGGCUCAGAUUAUCGCAAGGAACUUGCCUCCCCGAAGCCCAUACCGAGUCGUGGUCGUUGAGCCAAACAGCCAUUUCCAGUUCACUUGGGUGCUCCCAAGAUUCUGUGUUGUCAAGGGCCACGAGCACAAGGCGUUCAUCCCGUAUGGAGGGUGCAUGUCCGGGGCUCCAGAGGGCUCCUAUCGCUGGAUAAAGGACAAAGUAGCCGAUAUUGACCAAACAGCUGUGAAGCUGCAGGACAACGGCGAGACGAUCCCAUACGAGUUUCUUGUCAUCGCCACAGGGUCGGGAGUCAGAGAAGGUCUUCCUUCACGCGUCAACGCUACAGAGAAGCGGGAUGGAAUGAAGCUUCUCCAGGGCAUGCAAAACCGUAUCGAAGCAGCCAAGACAGUUGUCGUUGUUGGAGGAGGCGCUGCAGGAGUUGAAGUCGCUACAGACGCCAAGGCUCUCUAUCCAGAGAAGCAUGUCUUCUUGAUUCACUCGAGAGCCGCAGUGAUGCAUCGCUUCGGCCAAGGCCUCCAAAAUGCUGCGCGCGAAGGGCUUGAAAGAUUAGGAGUGGAGCUUGUGCUUCAAGACCGCGUUGUCAGUGAAGACGCAGAUGCAGGAGCCGUCACCCUUCAGUCUGGACGAACAAUCGCUUGCGACUUCUUUAUAAACUGUACAGGACAGAGGCCACUAUCUGAAGUGCUUUCCAACCUCUCUCCCAGCUCCAUCUCGCCCACGGGGCACAUCAAAAUCAAGCCGACCCUCCACAUAGCUGAUGGUUCUCUACCAAACGUUUACGCAUGCGGCGAUGUUGCCGAAACCAACACCCCGAAUCCGAACGCCCGCUCAGCAAUGCGGCAAGCGACCGUCGUGGCGGACAAUAUUCUUCUUGCAGUAGCAGGAAAAUCGCCUCACCACGUUUACGAGAACCUCUGGGCAGACGGCGUGAUUAAGCUGACUUUGGGGCUGGAUCGCUCAGUCACGAACCUUGGAGACGGCAAAUCCGAAGUCCUCUUUAGGAGCAAAGAAACAGAUCUAGCUCUCAUGUCUGCCAUGUGCUGGCGCCGUUUCGGAGCGAAGCCUUUCGUGGAUGAAUACAUGGACGCUCACAAGGCGGAGAUUGAGGCAGAUGUCAACGAAGCAUGA
Messenger RNA from Trichoderma citrinoviride, 1317 nucleotides. RefSeq names its product FAD/NAD(P)-binding domain-containing protein. Gene Ontology annotation, cellular component: cytoplasm. The transcript is spliced from 3 exons. Bases 1 to 1317 code for a protein of 438 amino acids. NCBI's taxonomy places the organism in Eukaryota, Fungi, Ascomycota, Sordariomycetes, Hypocreales, Hypocreaceae. The record is from RefSeq and is a predicted model, not a curated record. Gene Ontology annotation, molecular function: flavin adenine dinucleotide binding; electron-transferring-flavoprotein dehydrogenase activity.